This is a messenger RNA of Paramuricea clavata, 13916 nucleotides long. The record is from the annotation of a GenBank genome assembly. NCBI's taxonomy places the organism in Eukaryota, Metazoa, Cnidaria, Anthozoa, Malacalcyonacea, Plexauridae.
UAUCAGAUUUCCUACCCGCACGAAUAAAAGUUUCGAGGGUGCCGAUUGCCGAAGCAUCACCUAAAAAAUUCAGUAGCCCCUGCAGCAUUUUUCUGUUCUCACUAAGUCUGUGAAAUGGUGGGCAUCCAGCAAAUCGUUUUUAUCAUUGUCCUUGCGACUGCCGUGGACGGAUUCUUUUUCAACUGGUUGAAGCCUAGGAAAUCAGGUAUAUGUGGCCUCAAGUAUAAUAUAUAUUUAAUAGACUACGGGGGUUCAACUUAACUACAAGUACGAGGUUCAUUAUUUGCGCGCUAGUUACGCCAUAUUCUAUACUGUCGCCAUCUCAAGUAAGCAAACAGUAUAACCACGUGUUGUACAAAAUUUGCCACAGAGUCAUUAUAUAGUAUAGAAUUCUAAAGGCAUUGCAUGACGACAUAAAAACUGGCGCAAAUGACGAAUUCAAUGUAAUUUUGUACUAUUGUGAUCUUAUUGUUAUAUUUGGAUAUCAUUCAAUGUAUUAUUGCGUAUAGUUUGAACUAUUGGUAUUAUACAGACAAAAGGAAAAGAGUCGAACACCACUUAGAAACAUGGUGCAAAGAUUGAAAUCUACAAGACUAUAACAAAGCAACUGAUGUACAAUUGAUGCGAAUGGGGCAUUUGCAUCGUUGCUUGUCUUGAUAUUAUUAAAUUACCAAUGCUCAGACCUUGCUAGCUGUGUAAAUAUUUGUGUUGAUUCAACUACCAAAUGAAUAAUGCACCUAUACGUAUGUCUGUUCAAUGUUAUUGAAUAAAGAGCGCUGUUAGCGCUCGAUGCCUUGGUGACCUUGAUUAAUUAAUAAUUUUGACCAAAUGUCAAGUUGUCAACUAAAAUAAUAACUCACGCAUAUUAGUUUGUUUUUGUGGCCCACACUCAUUGUUUGGCAAAAUUAAUCUUUCUGUCCGUAUGCACAGAUAUUCAUUAGGAUGACGGAGGAUUCUGUUAUAGUUAUAUGGAUGAAAAGCUCUGCCAAAUAACGAUUUGAGAUUCGGAACCUCGCAUACACAAUUUCUUUGCAGUUUUAGGACUAUUUUCAAAUCGAAAACGAAAGCAAUUCUAUACUCUAUAGGUAAAGUUUUUCUUAAUUUACAAACAGUUUAAUUUUUCAAUUGGCCAAUCAUAAUAUGUGCACCAGACAUAAUUGACAUAACUACAUAAAUGGAAAAUUGUACACCAGCUUGAACACCAAAAUAAUCUGUUGUGCACUGGACAUGCAACGCUUUUAUUCAAUAUGGCAAAUAAACAUGGUGUUUUCCAGCAAACAAUGCAAAUGUCAACCAUGGUCAACGUUUGUCAUCGUCAUGUUCUUAAUUAACCUUGUCCCUCAGCUGGAUUCUCUCAAGGCAUGUUGUAUUGUGUCUCAAAACUUUUUCUCGCUGCUGACGUCAUUUUUCUAUCAUUUUCUAAUGAUCUCAAUUCUUGUAUUAUAUACAUUCAUUACUCAGCUCACUCCCCAUCGGGGCAUUUCAGUGACCCAAAUCAAGUAUUAUAUAUGCUUCCUUGUAUUAUCGGUGUUUUCCAACAAACAAUGCAAAUGUCAACCAUGGUCACGUUUGGGCUAUCUUUAAAACAGGGAAUGGGGAAUCCGGGAAUCGGGGAAUCCGGGAAUCGGGGAAUGUCAUGACGUUUGCCAUCGUCAUGUUCUUAACCUUGUCCCUCGGCUGGAUUCUCUCAAAACUUUGUCUCGCUGCAUUAUUCACAAUUCUCGUAUUACAUACAUACAUUCUUCAGCUCACUCCCCAUCGGGGCUUUUCAGUACGUGACCGAUUAUAUCAAGUACUAGAAGUUACUAUCGCAAGGAAAAUGCUGCCUCACCCCCAAGGGCUGGUACCAUGCGCAAUUUGCUGAAUAAGGGGCAGUUUAUACGAUCCCGUUUCGCCAGGACGAGAUAUGAGGAGGGAUGAUUUCGAUGUAUUGAAAUGAGUCACAGUGCACAAUUCACCAAAGAAACAUUAUUUUCUAGAGAUAGAUUAUAGUUAACUGUGAACAAAAGGUUGUUCAAGCAGCAAUUAUAUAUAAUCUUCUUGAACUACAAGUAACAAGAUCUUCUCUACAAUACUUGCAUGAGUUCUGUUAACAAGCAUUUGAGCUUUCGUUUAGUCUAGUCAAGUAUUAUAUAUGCUUACUUGUAUUACUUAUACUUGCCGGACUAUUUAUCUUUACAACAAUAUUAUUAAAUACUGUCUGAAGAAGUGUGUAGAAGGUGAACAGUUUAAAACUGUAGUAUAAGUCAAGUGGAUAAAAAUAUAAAACAAUGGUAACUCCGAAAAUAAACAUUUUCGAAAAAAAAAUUGUAUAUAUUUUAUUAAGAUACUCAGUGGUUCCCCGUAAUUCAAGUGGAUAAAUAGAUUUAUAAUAUGCUAUAGAUGUUUCGCGCAAAGACUCGCGGCAUGUAGUGUAUGUACUGUAGCAUAUCAACCGUUCACUACAUGCGGUGUUUUUUUUUGGACAAGCUUUCGUUGGUAGGGAUACAACUACAGUACCUGAAAUAUAUAAGGAGAAUUUCGACGUUUCCAGCAAAGGCCAUUCGUCUGCCGUCACAGUAACACUUAAAAUUUGUAAAAUUUAAUGACAAUUUAUAACCUUCUUAUGUAGGCUAUGGGGAGGGGGCGGUAUUAACUCGGGUAUUAAUACAAACAGAUCGAGCGUUAUAUGUCCACCAUCAUCGACAUCCAACGAUGAAAAUUUUGUCCAUAAAUGAAAUAAUUGGUAACAAACAUGUAUGAACUUAAUUUUCACACUUGUAUAUGAUAAUACUUCAUUUCACUCCGACGAAUGAUGAUGAAACGUUAGUAAGUUUCGUUAACCGUUAGUAAUUAUUCACAGUGUUCAGAUUUUCUUGUGGUAUGGACUUAGUAGCUUCAGUGUUGGAUAUCGAUCACACCGCAUAAAGCAACACUGAUCGUCAGUUAAUAAAAUCUGCAGUUUAUAAGUUAAUAUUUUGAUAAAAACAGACUAUUUUGUGUUGUAAAGGUGCAAAACAGAUGACCUGGAUCGACUAAGUAAUCAAGAAAAUUGAGGAAAAAUCAACAUUUAUUACAAUCAUUUCACAAGUCACAAUUAAAGAAAAUUAAUUCAGGUUCACGAUAAAUAUUUUGAUAGAAUUAAAAAGGUUGUUGACAUGCAUGCCGAUUAACUUGACUUGGUCUGCCUUUCAUAAUUCGAAUCAGGAAGCAAGAUGAGCCUUUUAAAAUUCCCUUUGUAUUUUAAGCACUAUUUGGAUCAACUCGAUAAUAGUACAUGUCGCACAUGAUGCACUUGGUCCUGGCAAAAAUUAUUGUGGACAGCGCGCGCGGAAAUACAAAUACCUGCUUUGACCAACAUAUACGUGCAAAAAGAGCAAUUUUCAACUUUCCCCUCCCCCUUGGUUCAAUGUUGACAGCUUAGAAAUUGGUUAGGUUAAAGCUUUGUGAAAUGAAUGUCAAAACCAACAUUGUAGGGGGGAGCGGGGGAGGCAAAGACGCCAACAUCACAACAUGUGUAUGUGACCAGUACAUGAACCAUGGCUGCCGCACCAUGGCUGUGCAGGUUAGGGGGGGGGGGGGCUAACUUUGUGUAACACUCUUUCAAUAAACAUGAAUACACAUGAAGUACAAAGUACAAACAAUAAAAUAUAGCCGUUGUAACACAGAUGCCAAGUCUUCAGCUUUCGGCUGUUGUCUCCAGCUGAGCUAAAAUCUCCCCAAUUAAACAGCAAAUUCUCUACUAAGUCCUUUAAAUAAAGAAUGGUUAAAUGUCUUUAAAGUUCAAGAUAGUACGUUCAUAUCAGUUGCAACCAUCUCUUAGCAUAAGUCGUUAUUGGAACAUUAGUAAAAUGUACAAUAUGUUAUUAAAUAACUUCAGAAUGCAGAAAAGAUGAGAAAUUAAAUUCUAGUUUGUCUUUUUAACUCUAAUAUGUUAUUAUGUAUAAUAACUAAUAAUUUCAAUUAUGGGAUAAUUACAAAAUGUGAAUGCAUGCAGUUCAGUAGCAAAAAUGCAGUUUUUCACAUUCUUUUCUUUGCACGUACACCACGUGCUGUGCCUAUUUUUAAGAGGGAGAAAACUUUGGAAUACCGGGGAUAAAACCCCGUGCACAACCCGCGCUUCUCAUAAAAGAGGCAAUAGCCCGUCACCCGGUUAAAAGUGACGACUAGAUCGACAGUGGUGCGACUGCGCGCAUCCAAAUACGCCGGGACAGAAUACGUAAUUUUAAAAAAAUCCAAGAAGCAACAUCACACAUGCAUGAAGUAAGCUAGCUGACAAAUUGAUCAUGUCGUUAUUUGUAAAACAGUAGAGUGUCUAUUAAAAGGUGGAACAUGGAAGGAAUAGUAUUACGUGCCAGUCCCCACUGAUUACUGGUACUGUGCACAAAAAGAAUUAAUUAAAUUGGCAAAAUUAGAAUAAAAAAAUAUAAUCCAUAAGGAUGAAUAAAUUAUGUCGUUUGAUAUUAUUAGAUAUUUCGGGAUUAUAAUUAUAUAAUUAUUAAUAACAGAAACCGUUGCAGCUAGUUAAUAUUAUAUUAAUCUCCGCAUUUUGGUAUAGGGUAAGCUUUUUGGUAAACCCGGAUUAAUUUCCCGUUGUAUGCAUGUACCCAAACCCCACUCUAUAUAUAUAUAUUCAUGAAUAGAAACUGAUUUUAACUAAAUGAUUCUAACUAAUGUUUUUUUUCCCUGUAUUUAAAGUGCCAGCAAAGAAAUGGAGUGAUUUCCAUGGUAAAUAUACUGAAAACCUAUUUUUCGACAGAAAUACCUGCUCAAGCAUCAUCGCCUGGCUGGUGUACAAAAUGCAAACUUGAGAUCAUUAUACGCAAUAUUAGGUUUUCGCAUGCCCAGAUUAUUGGGUAAAUAUCAAGAUUUUGGGCACUCGCUCGAUAGUAUAUACUGAAUCUAUAGAUGGGAUUUUUGUAGAUGUAAUUAAGAACUUAUUGGUAUCCUGGUUAGGUCUAAAUUGUACAUGAAUUUUCGUUCCAAAAAUGGACCCUGCAUGUUGUAGAUCAGUGGUUAUAGCGCUGCACCGAAAUCGCAGGGCUGCCCGUUCGAUUCCUGCCAGAGGGUUUGUGUAGGUGCCCCAGUUAGGUUUAACAUGCAUGGUAUUUAAAUUUUCGCUCGAAAAUUUCAUCUACAAAAAUCCAAUCUAUAAAAUUUCAUGGCCUCGCAACAAACUGAACAAAGACCAAGAAGGACCUCAUUAUUUUCGUAUGUUGUCCCAUUGUUACAACCACUAAACUCUCUAAACAUUUGCAUGAAUAAGAACAAUUAAUUAAUAACAAGAGGGCAUUCGGAUACCUCCGCCACCGAAUUAAGUUAAGUAUAAUGCAUAAAUUACGCAAUGAGCUGCAUGGCAAUGUGCAUUAAUUCCACAUAUUUUCGCACUAAUACAUUUGAUAGUUUUUGAGUCAUCAAGCUAACAAACACACACACACAAACACAGGCAGACGAACGGACGCGGAUGAAAACAUACCCUCCUGGCGGAGGUAACAAAUCCACUUGAAAUUUAUAUUCUAAGAAAUAUACACUGGACUAUAUAUAUAGUGACUUUCAAGAAAUUCACUGAUCUACCUGAAACUUCCAAAGAAGCUGAGGAUGAUGGCUGGACAAAAACCGCAUCGUGUGGUGGUAGGUAUAAUUUAUGCCAUAUUUGUAUGCCACACAGCCCACACGUAAACCUAUUAUGGCAUGCUAUAAAUAUACUACUAUAGAACAUAAACGUCUACUAAAGCAGUUAUUCGGUCAUGUUAUAUUAACAUUUUUUGUCUAUAUUAUAUAUAUAUAUAUAUACAUUUGUAAAAUGUAAUGAUCGGGAAUUAAUAUAUUUCUUCACAAAAUCAUAUAGCAUCAUCUUACUUCAAUGGCAAUCGUUAUGUCCUCUACAAUGACAAGUCCACAAUGGUGCUUUAUGAUUACAAUGGAGAUAUUGCAGGGAUGCAGUUUGGGGUAAGUGCGUGAAUUAAUAUUAGGGAGCUUAAGCAAGCGAUGUUUUUGUCAACACGCGGACGUCAGAUUACCGAGGGGAGAUUGGAUUAAAAACUGUGUUUGUGGUAAUCUUCAGCAUAUAUGACAAAACAUAAGAUUUUUAUACUUUUUUGUUUCCUUACAUGAGCGCUAUGAUGCAAAAUGCCGCCAAUAUUAGUUCUACCAAUUUUUGGGUGACGUCCGUGUUGACAAAAACGUUGCUUGUUUAAGCCCUGGGCAAACUGGGAAACAUUGUUUCCUACCAAUGUUUCGCCGUGUUUCCCAGAGUAGGCAAACACUAGGUAACAUUAGUGAGAAACAUAGGGAAACAUCAAAUGUUUCUGAAUUUGCUAGGAAACAUUUUUGCUUCUCGGGGAGCAAAUUUUGUUUCCGCAACAAUGUUUCCACGGGUGGGCAAACAGGGAAACAUUUGAGGAAACAUCGAGAAUCACAAAUGUUUCCUAGUUUGCCCAGGGCUUUAAGCUCACUACUAAUGGUCGGAGCAAGCGCCUUUCAUCUCUGCAUGUGAUCGCGGGUUUGAUCUAGCUGUGUGCUCAUGACAAGAAAAGCGUCAGUGAAUCAGUCAAUGCUCUACUGAAAGCGGUGUUAUUUUUAAACUUCUUAAAUUUCUAAACACAUUGUUAUUCAUUUUAUGUGCGAAAAUGUGUAAUUAAACAUCAAAUAAUGAUAAUAAUACCCUCAGUUACUUAUCUAACCAAAAAUCGCCUCCAGCAUUUCCAAAUCAAGCAUUUUUCUUGAACAGUUAAUUUGAAGUCCCUAAUUGUGAUGUUGUAUUCUAGAUUGAAUAAACUUCUUCUCGUCGUACAUAUACAACUUUAUAUGUCCUCCGAAAUAAGCAAAAAGUCAGUUUACCAAUACCUCUCUAAUUCCUCGUGAAGAAAUUUAUCAAACCUGAUACCGUAAAACUUGCAGCAUUUAAGCUACAACCAACUAGAAUUAGAUGCAUGCUGCAAGCCCUUUUCAACAUGACGGUAUUUUUUAUUAGUUAUGGCAAAACGCUGCCCAAAGAAUUGUUGCCCAAUCAGUGCAAAUCAUGAUGAUGUGAAUUCGUUUUACAAAAUGACAAAUAGUGCAAAGAUUUUAAAUACUUUUAACCAGGGACUCCGGAACGAUGUGAAGGCAAGGGGGCAGAUUUUCGUGAAAGGGCACUUUUGAAUUGAUAUAUACUAAGAGAUGUUUGCAAAACAUCGGGAGUUGAACUUCGCCUAAUCAUGUUUUCUAUUUAUUGAAUGAUAGGAGCGUGAGGGGGUUCUCCGCCAGGCAAUUGUGCUAUUCUUGAAGCUCGAUGACUGCAUUUCUUGCAUUUUCUGAAGCAAAUUCGUAAAAGAAUUGCACUAACAUUUCUGACAAUUCGCUAUUUCGCUAAGGCAAUCCUUUAAAUUGAAAGGACACUUUUGCCCCCCCCCCUGCUCUUCCUGGUAAAGGGCAACGGGGGCGGCUGCCCCUCCUGCCCCCCAGUUCUGGCGUCCCUGCUUUUAACUGUUAUAAAAUUUGUGAUUGCAUGGUGUUAGGUCGCGGGUUCGAUUCGCACUGUGGUCAAGCAAACUUUUCAGUUUGUCCAUUUUGGAAUUGGACGCACUCAGUGAAAACAUCAUCUCAAAUCAUUUCACCUUAGAACAUACGACACAAUCAUAACAUUCAACUGAUUUAAUGUAAAAUUAAACCUUUGACGAUUUGUGAAACGUUUCGAAAUGUUCAUAAAACGAAUUUCAUGGAUUUCAAUAACUCACUAAUCAAUAACUCACCAAUCGAUAAAUCGAUGAGCGCUGUUUCGAUGCUGCAAGAGAGCAUUUCGUUCGAGACAACGACUGUUUGGUAUUGUCAGGAGUGCAAAAUUUACUAACAAAAUUAUAUUAUUUAUUUGUGAUGUUGUCUCUGAGUGUGUCCAUACUGGAGAAGCAGCUGAAAAGUUUGCUUGACUGCUGGUCCAAUGUUCUACUAACUGAGCCACGAGGUCAAGUCGGUUCGAUUGUGUGAUAUUUCGGAACUUAGUCUUAAGGCCCAUUUCCACUCAAGAAAAAUUUCCACGGACACAAAAUUCUCCGAAUAUAUCAUUGUUAAAAUGUUCUUUCCGCGGAAAAUAUUCCUGAGUGGAAAUGGGCCUUUAGUCUAGUUCCUUCGAUAUCAGUGUUUUUACGAUCUUUGAAUUUUUUGUUUCUAGCAAACCAAAGGUUGCGGGUUCGAUUCCCACCGCGGUCAAGCAAACGUUUCAGAUUGUCCGGUGUGCACACACUCAGAGACAACAUCACAAAAAAUAUUAACUUCUUAUUAAAGGUGAUCUACAGUCCGUAUGUAAACAAAGCCUUUGUUUACAUUUUUGUGUCCAAAAUAUUGAGCUUUAUUCGACAACUAUUUAUAUUUUCAAGCUUCUAGAGUAUAAUAAAUGAUCAAGAAACAACAAUCAGGCUUUUCAAGAACUCAAAACAUAGUGAAACUGUUUGUAUCAUAAAAAGUGGGCUCAUUUGUGCACAUGCGCAGAUCGGACUGUAGAUCACCUUUAACCGAGCGCGAGGUCUUUAUAGAGAAAUAUCGAACCGAGGUCUUUUUUAUACAGACCAAACCCGUAGGGCGAGGUUUGUGCAAAAAGACCGAGGUCCGAUAUUUCUCUGUUUGGACCAAGCAAGCGAGGUUAAUAAAAAAGUUUAUUAUAUGGCAUUUAUAGUCUUUUAUACUUGAAACAAACAAGAACUGUAUGAUUUGAAAUGCAUAUUACUGAUAUUAGUAGCGUGGUACAUAUUUGAGUGGUCGAAGAAAGCAAAAAAUACCAAUGUAUUCCUUCCUUUCCACUUCAAACCAUUCGCAGAUAUCAAUCAUAUUAAUAACAAACUAAAUUAUAAUUUCCAUUCAGUUUUGCUGUUUUGUUUUAAAAUGCAUGCGUUUGUUUUUACGUAAUGAACCGCCGGACAUUACGGGAAAAUAAUGAACCGCUGAAAGUGCUUCUCAGCCAAUCACACUCCGCCAUUUCACCGGAAGUGAUGCUUGCCAUAUAAUAUGAGUGCAUAACAUCAGAAACAAAAAAUAUUAUUUAAUAAACAACUAGUAUCUUUUGUUUUGUAUAGAUUGCAAAAUCCUUGGCUACGGACUUAAGUUUCAAGAACAAGAGACAUUGGAAUGAGGAAAACGAUUCUUUAGUAAUCACAGCGUACUUUACCCAUCCCUCCGGCAUUUGUAACGGAAAGCGCACCGAAGAUAAUCUGUAUAUUCAAGUCGGAAAUUCUCCAGAUGACGUGAUGCGUAUUCCUUACCUGGAAAGUGAUCUGGGCUCUACUCUGUGGGUGAAAGGAAAAUGUUUCUUUUUCAUGGGUAAGACAUUUUUGUGCAACUAUAAUAUUCAGUAAAAAUUCGCAUAAGAGAACCCUGGCCGCUAAUGGCGGCUGAAAAUUGCUUAUUAGUGGAAAGCAAGUUCUAAGAGCAGUUACAAUUACGGUGCUACAUACCUAAUUAUACCAAAAUAUGCUUCACAGGCCUUUCCAAAAACAAGGGGAGAAGUAAUCCUUCGAAGUUUUAAUUUAUAACCAGCAAACAGGCACGGGUAUCCAUUACGGCCUGCGAAAGAGGUAGCUCUCUUGUUUAGAAAUCAACCGCCUGAGUGAACGAGCCUAACGAAGAUACAUUGUAUCUAAACAUAGUCUUUGGAGACAUGGUCUGGAAACUCAGUAAACUUCAAAGCGGUUUUAAUGAGCUGGGAUUUUAUGUUGAGCCGUAACUUACACCGUGCACAUCCUUUGUUUUAGGUUUAUUAAUACUUCAAACACUCAUUAACUAGAAAAUACAUGCAUGCGGAAACCCUCGCCUUGCUGACAAAACCAUUGUAUUUUCCGAACAUGAAGUAUCUAAAGUAGUUGUCAUGGUAACACCAAAGAUUAGAUACUAUAAAGAUGUGCCACUCUGUGAAAAUUAUGUCCGAGAUUUUUUUAUAGCCGCCAUUUUGCCAGUAAGUGUCAAAUUCGUCAUAUAGCGCGAGCAUCGCGAUGGCAACAAUGGCAACCUAUUGUAUUCAGUCUCGCCGUCAUCUCGCGUGAUCACUCGUGAUCAGCACGGAAAAUUACGGACACGCAAACAUUAGGGAAAUACGUCGAGUGGCACAUCUUUAUGGUAUCUAAUCUUUGGUAACACGAUAAUUUUUUAAGAAUAUUCUUACAAAUGAAAAAUCGCCUAAAAAUAUCACUUUUAAUUACAAAAUUAUUAAUUUCCCAACAUAUAUAUGUUAGGUAUUUUAUUAUACGUAAUAUAAGCUUUUUAUUAUACGUAAUUUAAGGUAAAAUUCAACCACAAACGCUUCGCAAAACGUUUUAAAGUCACUAGUGUUCUUUAUAAAACUAAACUGCUUUUAAAAUGGUUUUAUCGAUAAACUUUGAGUUUGUAAUAAAAUGAUUUCAAAUUCUCGCUUGCAAAUAACUUUGCUUUCUUUUUUAUUUAAAAAAUUCAAUAUCAUAAAGAAGGGAAUCAAUAUUAAAGAUACACUGAAAUUAUAUGCUGUCUUGUUUAGUUGUUUCAUAUACGCAAAGGCCGUCGGGUUUUAAAGCCAUUAUAAAAUCAAUAUUUAAAACAAACUUACCUUCGUUAACGUCGGCUCCCUUCUUUUAGCCGAUUCUUUCGCAGUUCCUUUCUGAGAGAGCUUUUGAAAUUUACAAAAUCUUGCAAAAAUGCGAGCAAAAAUGAAAUAAAUUUGCAAGAAAUUUAUCAAUCAUCAUUCAUAUAUCAAAUCAAGAAAUGUUUGCUAUUUCGCUGUCGUCAUGCAGUCGUUAUAAUGCAAACUUUAAAUUGGACCAAUCAGUGUCCGCUAUUCAUGACAGUCCGCCAUAUUUUUGAGAUCAGUGAGGAUGACCACCCACCCCAACAUCGUUGGUCACCCACGCCCGCGAUAAUUGAUGAACUUUAGACUUCGCUAAUCCUUUCGUUUCCCCGGGUGUAAAUAGCCGGGGGGAAUUAGUACCCUCGCACGGCGCUUCGCGCCGUCGGCUCGAGGAUAAUUCAUAAGCUUAUUGGCAAAUCAUGUCAACCAUAAUAUGUCACGUGCAGUGGCUUUAAACCUGAUCAAACACACUCGUAAUUAGUAUUCUUUAUAUAACUAGAAUACUAAUAAGGCAGUAUCUAUUGUAGUCGUGCCCUCAUUAGUAUUAUUUAUAUAAAGAAUACUAAUAAGGCAGUAUAUCUUUAAACCUAAUAAAACACGACCUGCGAGUUUAUUAAACAGUACUUAAAUAGCAUGGUUGAAUGACUGAACUGAAACGUUGCUAUUGGAUAAUUCGUUGAUUAUACUGACAUACAAUGUGUUCAUUGACCGUGCACCAUGCACAAAACUGCAUAAACGCGAACAAAAAGAUAGAACAAAGACCUAAAUUUAGCGGAGUUUCCAAACCAUGUUUUGAAAGACUACGAUCUAAAUCGGAAUCUUUGCUUGAAAUAACAAUUCUCAAAUAUUAACACUGGCUUACUGAUUAUAAUACAAUUUAAAACAAUAAACCAGCAAAUCCUGUAUUCCACCAGGUGAAUUUGCUCGCGCGAAGCGAAAAACAAAUUUCGGCAAUGACAAUGUGCUUGGUUAGCGAAAACAUUCGCCGCGGAAAAGUAAUUGGAUCGCUUGGAUGCUAACCAAUCACGUUGGCGAAUUUAUUUUUCGCUUUGCGCAUAUUAUUAAAAUUUCACGCUACCCGACGAUAGCCGUACCCGCAAGUCGGAACCAAGGUAUCUUAUAUUAGCUCUUAAGCUCUCUAUUGUUAUAAUUUGUUAUAAUUUGAUUAUUUAUUAUGCAAUGUCUACUGACUUCAUUUAGGUCAACACUACUGGUACAACAUAUCUAAAGAAAUGAGUUGCGAUGAUUCGUUCCCAGUGUUUUUAUUGUACCAUAAGGGUAAACUGACGGGCUUUGGAUGGGCAAUGAUUGCUGAUCUCAAGACAAGACGUGUGGAACAUCCAACACCUAGUGAACUUGGGGUAAGUUUAUGUAAAAGUUUGUACUAUUAAUUUAAUCACGCUUUCCUUACAGGAGGGGUUUACAGAUUACUUUCGUGAGCAACGUCACACUAUUUACAUGGACUUGAGUAGUUACUAUUUACAUGGACUUGAGUAGUUACUAUUUACAUGGACUUGAGUAGUUACUAUUUACAUGGACUUGAGUAGUUACUAUUUACAUGGACUUGAGUAGUUACUAUUUACAUGGACUUGAGUAGUUACUAUUUACAUGGACUUGAGUAGUUACUAUUUACAUGGACUUGAGUAGUUACUAUUUACAUGGACUUGAGUAGUUACUAUUUACAUGGACUUGAGUAGUUACUAUUUACAUGGACUUGAGUAGUUACUAUUUACAUGGACUUGAGCAGUUGCUAUUUACUUGGACUUUAGUAGUUACUAUUUACAUGGAUUGGAGUAGUUACUAUUUACAUGGAUUGGAGUACCGGGUGUCCCAAAAAAAGUAUUCCGGUUUGAUUCUUAAUAACUUCAAAGCGAGUGAAGCAAUUAGACUCAAAUAACCUUCAUUAAAUACAGGAAAGGCUAACUUAGAUAUUGAUAUAUUAGAUGUAAGUUGUUGCUCAUUAUUUAGUGAGAUACUAACGUUUGAAUUUAUGCACGUUUUUGAUUGAUUUUUAAAAUUACCCAAAAACAAGUUAAGGGGUAAUAAAUUUUCUUGAACGGCCUAUUCAUAUUUUGAGUAGUCUCAAACGAACAAAACACAGUUGACUGUUUCUAUAAGUUUGAAUAGGAUGAUUAUGGUAGUUUAAAUAAUACUGUUCUAGCCAUCUUUUUGCGAUUACAUAUUACUGUAUCAGCGCUAUAUUUUUGAUACAUUUUGUUCCAAGAAUGUUGCAUGUCUCUGAGGAGUUGCAUGUUAUGUUAUGUUCAGUGUUAUGUUAUGGUUUAAUUGUGUUUCAUUUUGAGUAUGCCAAGAUUAACUAAGGAUCAAAGAGUUUGGAUUUGCUUAGAGUAUGCAAGAUUCAAAAAUGUGGCAGAAGUUAGAAGACGAUGGCCGGGUCGCUGGCGUAAUACUCCUGCCCCGACAAAACGAACAAUAAUUAGCGCAACACACACUAGAAGUUUUUGCAUGAAGCGACAUGCCACGAUUCUAUGGUCCCCGACGAGCUAGGCAAUGCAUUCGUGUUAGAGUUCACACGAUUCCGAACGAAUAAAUUUUCUCGUAAUAAUACGUUUUUAAGUUGAGCAACGCUUGCAUGGUUAAUAUUUGAUACGCCGAUUUUCGCCAAUUUUUCACCACCACCAUCACAAUCACCAUCAUUUUUAGGGGAUUUUUCAAUUAUAAAAUUAUUAUUCAUGAAAUUAUCGUGUUACCAUGACAACUACUUAUACUUCAUGUUCGGAAAAUAUAAUGGUUUUGUCAGUAAGGCAAGGGUUCCGCAUGCAUGUAUUUUCUAGUAGUCGUAGAAUUUUUCCGAUUGCGGUUUGUCCGCUUCUUGCGAUUGCGCAACUCCUGCGAUUUAAUGGAAACUAGGCUUAACGACUUGCUGGAAGUUGUUUUUAUCAUCUUGCAUACGCGAAUUAGCAUAGUUAAAGUUCUAAUAACACUUUUUAAAUGUCAAGAAACCUCUUUUAAAUUGUUUUUACAGUAUUUCUUUGAAUCGAAGACACAGCCCAAGUGUUUGAAUACAGCAGGAGCUCUCACCACUCAACAUAUCUACUUGAAAAAGUAUCCGUUAACAAUUCUCUGCAAUCCAUUCAAAAACCUCUUGAGUGGCUAGAUGAAGAAUAAUUUGAUUCAUGCAUGCAUGCUAUUCAGUUAUUAUACUAAAUAUUAUGUACUAGCCAUGCAGAUACGAAUAAUACGAUACCUAUAAAUUUCAUAACUAGAAGAGUAAUUAUCAACACUUCACAUUUGGAUAUAAUUAAAUAUGGUUUAAAAUUGGAAUUAAAUAUGGUUUAAAAUCUUUUUAUAGUAAUAUGAAAUGCAAAUCAUCCAUAUUUUUUGUCUAAGUUUAUGGAAAAGCGUACGUGGU